Molecule: messenger RNA, 915 nt
Organism: Cebus imitator (Panamanian white-faced capuchin)
Lineage: Eukaryota; Metazoa; Chordata; Mammalia; Primates; Cebidae
Product: ubiquitin-60S ribosomal protein L40-like
Exons: 1
Coding region: 257-868 (203 amino acids)
Biological process (GO): modification-dependent protein catabolic process; protein ubiquitination; translation
Cellular component (GO): cytoplasm; nucleus; ribosome
Molecular function (GO): ubiquitin protein ligase binding; protein tag activity; structural constituent of ribosome
Source: RefSeq, a predicted model, not a curated record
UGCCACACAGGCUCAUUGAAGGAUUAAGGGGAUUUCUAUUCAUAAAAGUGCCUGGCACACAGCAUGCUGAUAAUUGUCAUUAUUUUUAACAGGUUUCUCUUGAGUGUUUAAUAAAGAUAAGGAAAAGUUUCGUUGGGAAGAACUGAAGUCGUGCAAAGGAAGCAUAUAUAAAUACAUCAGCGGAUCCAGAGCGCACAUCCUAUUCAUCGCCGACAGGGUAUUAGUAAACUUUUUUGUCAGCAAUAGGUAGCCAGGUAUGCUCGAUGACUCAUUCCUUGUUUGGGCCCUAGUCCUCUUUUGUCCUAAAUUUUCCAGAGAGUUACUUCUAGUCCAGCACACAUUGUUCACUUACUUGUACAAGAGCAGAUGUGCCUCUAUUAAUAGCUACUAUGUAAAGAGGCCUGCAAUUAAAGACUGUGACAUUUGGCAAACGUAUUUCAUCUCAAUAAUCCUCACAAUACUACAAAAUAUCCACCGUCCUCUUUUUCUUCAGAGAGGUGGCAGAGAUGCAGAGACCCUCACGCACAAGACCAUCACCCUUGAGGUUGAGCCCAGUGACACCAUUGAGAAUGUCAAAGACAAGGAUGGUCUCCCACCUGACCAGCAGCAUCUGAUAUUUGCUGGCAAACAGCUGGAGGAUGGCCACGCUCUCUCAGACUAUAACAUCCAGAAAGAGUCCAGCCUGCACCUGGUGCUGCGCCUUCAAGGUGGCAUUAUUGAGCCUUCCCUCCACCAGCUCGCCCAGAAAUGCAACUGUGACAAGAUGAUCUGCCACAAGUGCUAUAUUUGCCUGCACCCCCGUGCUGUCAACUUCCACAAGAAGUACGGCCAUAUCAAUAACCUGUGCACCCAGAAGAAGCUCAAAUAAUGCUCUUCCAAGCUGGGUGCAGUGGUUCACACCUAUAAUCCCAGCAC